AUGUGCGAUGAAACAAUCGAAAAGCAGUAUUGGAGAAAAUUUCAGGCUGAAAUCUGGCUAGUAUUGGCUAUUGGAAAAUCAACAACGAGAUGGGAUGAGUUUAAAGCAGAGGUCAGCGGGAUCGAAAGAGCGAAACGCAUACUCAGCGCAAUUGAAAAGCUCGACACAAUAAUCAGUAACCGAGAUUUUGGCACACGUUUUGUUUGGCUGACUUCCAUGGUGGGUGGGCGUAAAUAUCCGCCGCUAAACGCGGAAUUCGGAGGGGACAUUUCUUGGAAUGGUCAAGACUUGAGUAGUAAGCCCAUUAAGGAGGCCGAAAAAGAAACCAUAAUACCAGAAAUUUUGGAUCCUUGGCCAGGUGGAGCUUCGGUGGCUCAAAAUCAGUCUAUCAACGACUGCUCUUUUGUUGCCAGUCUCAUUAACAUCAGAUCUCGAGCUCCGACCAGCUUGAAAAUGGCACGUUGCAAGUCAAGGCUGUGGAACUUCAAUUUCCAUUUUAAUGGAGUGCCUAAUAGGCUGGUGCAGGUUGAUCCAGUGGCGGUAGUUGAUUCACCCCAUAUAAUGUCUGAAGAUCCUCUAGACUGGAUGUUAGAAAACGCAUACAUGCAGGUCAAAAACAUGUCGAGCUACGCCUAUCAUGGUUCUAAUGCGGCAAUAGAUACCUUUCUUCUGAACGGGUUUAUUCCAGAAACAUGUUCUGUUAAUGGAGCAACGUUGGGGCAGAUCAUCAAGUCCUUCAAGAGCUCGUUCUGUCUCAUAACCAUUGGGACCGGUGAGCUCGUCAAAGAUGCAGAGUUUCUGUCGAACCACGACUAUCCUAUUAUUGGCAUCACCGAAGGUAAUUUGUUAGAGAUUCGAGAUGUUUUGGAUCCGCAGAAAGUGUGGCAUUUGCAAGAACGAGCCCUGCUGGAAAACUUCCGGGCCGUGUAUUUCAAUUGGAACUCUCCCGUUUUGUUUUCUCAUCAUCAGACACUUCAUUUCAAAUAUGACAGUCUUCAAAAUAAUGCUUCAUCUAGCACUAUUGACAAGCCUGUUUUCGAAGUUUGCAACGAUAGCCCCGCAGUCGAGCCCGUGUGGGUUUUGUUGGAAAGGCACUUGGGGUCGCGCGCUACCGAGAGCGAUGGAUGCUCUCUGGGAUACACAUCUCGAGAGCUCCUUCCUGUACAAAAUUACCGAGGUAGUAAUUUGGGAUUUCAUUUACUUAAGUUGGAUCUGCAGCCAAAGGAGCGCAAGCUCAUUUUCUGUCACUCUGACGUGUCUGCAAAUUACAGCAUACAUUUUUAUCAUGUUUCGAAACACAUUAGUGCGCACAAAUACGAUAAGCGUCUCAGCUCAAUGAUCGUGAAGGAUGAAUGGGACGCAUCUAACGACUAUGGUCCACUUUCAAAUCCUUGUUUUUACAUGAACCCGACUUUUGAAGUGACUAUCCAAAGUCCGGAACACACGACGCAAUAUCUCAACUUGCAACUCAUAAGUGUUGGCUCUCGAUUGAUCAAUGCUCAGAUGUUCAACAUAAAUGAUGGGGAACUCAGCAAACCACUUUUUUCCGAUGGCACGUACGAAGAUAAGUUGUUUUGCCGUCGAGCCAUUCCACUGACCACCAACACAAGAUACCAGAUAGUUUGUUCAUCUUACGAAGGAAUCAGCAGAAGCGGCUUCAGACUUGUAGUCACAAACCCUCAUGAUUCCGAUUCCAUAACGUUAAAAAGAAUAUAUCCUCAGUUUGGAUGGUAUAAACACCACAACCGAUGCGAUUUCAUCUGGAAGGCAAAAAUAGCUCGCAUAAAGUUUGACCUCUCAUCGAAUAGCACUAGCUCGAUGCAGUUGCGUAUAUUACCAUUGCGCUGCGACCCCACACUCUUCAUCCGUGUGAAUAUAUUCACCACAGACAUUAAAAUUCCAAUAAUCAAAAAUCAUGGAUUUUCAGCAGUGCCUAGAUAUGGCUUGAUCAUACCAGACCUAAAGCUAAAAUAUAACGAGUCAUUGACUUUGUUACUGGAAAGAGAUGGUCCAUCAAGUGCAUUCGAGGAAUUACCACUACGACUAGAGUUGGGCUCGGACUUUGAGAUAACUAUCAACGAACGUUGA
Molecule: messenger RNA, 2088 nt
Organism: Lachancea dasiensis
Lineage: Eukaryota; Fungi; Ascomycota; Saccharomycetes; Saccharomycetales; Saccharomycetaceae
Source: the annotation of a GenBank genome assembly